UUCUUUUUGUUCAUAGUCUUUUUCUCUCUUCUCUCUAUGUCCCAUCUAGGAAUUAAAGUUUUCUUUCCUCUAACAAUGGAGUCACAAGUACACUCUCUAUUGCAAUUUUUGCAAGUUUCUAUAGGCUACUUUCUCUUCUCUUUUGCCAUUGCCUUCUCUAUUUUCUCUAUUUUGCUUUUCUUCUUAAGACACAAGUUUUGGUGUACUUGUGACAUUUGCCAUUGUUACAUAACAUCUAGUUGGAGAAAAGAGUUCACUAAUCUUGUUGAUUGGUAUGCUCAUCUUCUCCGAAAUUCGCUAUCUCAAACUAUUCAUAUCCAUGUUUUAGGUAAUAUAAUCACAGCCAAUCCAAGAAAUGUUGAGUACAUGCUUAAAACUAAGUUCUUGAAUUACCCUAAAGGCAAGCCAUUUUCAAUUAUUCUUGGUGAUCUUUUAGGGGAUGGAAUUUUCAAUGUAGAUGGAGAUUUAUGGACAUUUCAAAGGAAAAUGGCUAGUCUUGAACUUGGUAGUAUGUCCAUUAGGUCUUAUGCAUUUAACAAUGUGAAAAAUGAGAUCAAAUUCCGGCUUUUACCACUUUUAUCCUCUAUAGCUCAAGAAGAUUUUAGAGGGACAAGUUUGGAUUUACAAGAUGUUUUUAGAAGAUUUUCUUUUGAUAAUAUAUGUAAAUUUUCUUUUGGUUUAGACCCUGGUUGUCUUGAAUUAUCCCUUCCCCUUUCACAUUUUGCUUUAUCUUUUGACUUAGCAACAAAAUUGUCAGCAGAGAGGGCAAUGGCAGCAUCACCAUUGAUUUGGAAGAUCAAAAGGCUUUUGGACAUUGGAACAGAGAGAAAAUUAAGAAAAGCCAUUGAAAAUAUUGAUGUUCUUGCAAGGGAAGUCAUAAGGCAAAAAAGAAAAUUGGGCUAUUCUAAUCAUCAAGAUCUUUUAUCAAGAUUCAUGGGUAUUAUUGACAAUGAAAAAUAUUUAAGAGACAUUGUGAUAAGUUUUAUUUUGGCGGGGCGUGACACAGUGGCGUCUGCUCUAACAAGCAUAUUCUGGCUGUUAACGAGUCACCCUGAUGUUGAAUUACGAAUCCGGGAAGAAUUGAGUCGAGUUAUGCGACAAGAUCAAGAUUUCUUGAUGUUUGAGCAAAUAAAUCAAAUGCAUUAUUUAAAUGCAGUGAUUCAUGAGAGCAUGAGGCUAUAUCCACCAGUGCAAUUUGAUUCAAAAUUUGCUUGUGAAAAUGAUUCAUUACCAGAUGGCACAUUUGUGGCUAAAAAUGCAAGGGUAACAUACCAUGUGUAUGCAAUGGGAAGGAUGGAAAAUUUAUGGGGCCAAGAUUAUAUGGAUUUCAAGCCAGAACGUUGGCUAAAAAAUGGUACAUUUUUGCGAGAAAGUCCUUUUAAAUACCCUGUUUUUCAAGGUGGAGUUAGGGUGUGUUUAGGCAAGGAAAUGGCACUAAUGGAAAUGAAGUGUGUAGUGGCUUCUAUGUUACAACACUUCGAUGUUCGGGCCGUGGCGGCCGGCGGUGAUCUCCGGUUUGAUCCGGGGCUGACGGCCACCAUGAGAGGCGGGCUUCCGGUGGUGGUCAGGUGGAGGAGGGGCCUUUUGAAUUUUUCUAGCUAGUAACAUGGCCACGAAUAUGGUUCAAAUUGGAGAUAUUGGCUUUAGGUCUUAAUAUUUUUCACGUGGGUAUGUUGCAUUUUGCAUACAUUGGGCAAGGUUGUCUAAGAAUAGAAACAUCCCAUUUUCGGUAGAUGAAAGUGGUGUCAAUGCACACUAGGACAAGGUUGCACCUAUGUCCCCGCCUAUGAAUUAUGAUAAUCCUAGAGGAAUAUUUUUACUACUAUUGUUGGGAAUUGUUUUUUUCCUCUUAAAUUAUACAUUAAUGCUAUCAGCUCUCUUCAUGGAA
Molecule: messenger RNA, 1888 nt
Organism: Nicotiana tabacum (common tobacco)
Lineage: Eukaryota; Viridiplantae; Streptophyta; Magnoliopsida; Solanales; Solanaceae
Product: cytochrome P450 94C1-like
Molecular function (GO): monooxygenase activity; oxidoreductase activity, acting on paired donors, with incorporation or reduction of molecular oxygen; heme binding
Source: RefSeq, a predicted model, not a curated record